Penicillium brevicompactum is the source of this 783-nucleotide messenger RNA. RefSeq lists its product as uncharacterized. The record is from RefSeq and is a predicted model, not a curated record. Lineage: Eukaryota; Fungi; Ascomycota; Eurotiomycetes; Eurotiales; Aspergillaceae. Gene Ontology annotation, molecular function: oxidoreductase activity, acting on the CH-OH group of donors, NAD or NADP as acceptor. The coding region runs from base 1 to 783 and encodes 260 amino acids. The transcript is spliced from 3 exons.
AUGCAUCACUUGCCCACCGAGAAACUAUUCUCGCUACAAGGGAAGACAGUUAUAUGCACGGGAGCUACAGGUGGCAUUGGUCAGACCUUGUGCAAAUCUCUCGCAGUUGCAGGUGCAGACAUUGUCUCUAUUCAGAUUCCCAAUGAUGCCCACAGCGAAAGCUUAUCCAGAUCUAUCUCAGAGAUUGGCCGAAGGUUUUGGGCUUUUGAGUGCAAUCUGACCGAUCCAUCUUCAAUCCGUUCAACCUUUCAAAGUAUUUGGCUAGCAGGAAUCAGGCCUUCCGUUCUCGUGAACUGUGCCGGUGUCAAUAGAAGAGGGCCAAUCACAGAAGUCACUGAUGAUGAUCUAGACCUUAUUCUAUCUGUCAAUCUCAAGGCUACUUAUAUAGCCGCACAAGAAUUUGCAAAGAAGCUGCUUCAGCUUCAGCUUCCUGGGAAGAUCAUCAACAUUGGUUCGGUAACUUCAUACCGGGGGAUGUACAAUGUUUCUGCCUAUGCAAGCUCCAAGGGUGGAGUCAUACAAAUGACCAAGUCUUUCAGCAAUGAACUAGCCCCUCACAACAUUCAAGUCAACUGCAUCUGCCCAGGAUACAUCAGUACGCCUUUAACAACACAGCUAGAGAAUGACCCAGUUUACAAUGACUUCAUUUUGAAGGGAACACCAGCUGGCCGUUGGGGAACCCCUGAAGACCUGAGGGGAGCUGUCAUCUUCCUUGCCAGUGAGGGCAGCAACUUCGUCACCGGUUCAAGUCUGAUAGUGGACGGUGGAAUGCUCGCAGUCUGA